UAUGAACUAUAGUUUAGCAGUAAGGAAGCAUGGAGUCUGUGGGAUGUGAGAUAUCCGUGUGGGUGUGCCGGGAGGAGAAGCUGGUGCUCGGCUUGUCGAAGCGCACGACCUGCGCGGACGUGGUGAAGGUUCUGCAGGAGGAGCGGAGCUGCCGGCGCGGCCCCGCGCACUCUCACUGCAUCGUGGAGAAAUGGAGGGGCUUCGAGAGGGUUUUACCCCACAAAACGAGGAUGUUAAGACUGUGGCUGGCGUGGGGAGAGGAGCAGAGGAACGUGAAGUUUGUGCUGGUGAAGAGCGAGGCGUCUCUGGCGCAGCGCGGCGCCCGGAGCGCAGAGGCGCGCCUGGUUCCCAGCAAGCCGAGCCUCGGGGGCUCCAAGGGCCCCCCGCGGCCCCCCGCGGUGGGCUCCGUCUCACCAGAGAAACAGCGCCGGGUUGUCAGAAAGGCUUUCAGAAAGUUGGAAAAGAUCAAUAAAAAGAAGACGCGCGCGGUGCACAGCAGGGACGCCUCGUGCGCGGAGAAAAUGGAAACUCUGGUUCACGUUGUGGUUUCUCAGGACCACACGAUCCGCCAGCAGAUUCAGAGGAUCGCCGAGCUGGACACGGAGAUUGAAACGUGCGAGGCGAAGGUGCAUUUUGACAGGAUUCAAAUAAAUGGGGUUAAUUAUGUGCAGAACUGUUAUUUGGUGGAUGCAGCCCCGGCCUCGAGCCCGGACAGGAGCGAGCGGGCUGCAGGGGAAACUUUGGCCAGGCUUGAGGAGCAUGUGCGGCUCCAGGAGGAGUUGCUGGACCAGGAGACUCUCAUAGAGAGCAUCACUGCUCAGAUCCAGGAGGAGCUCAACCACCGCUGGACGCAUCGGAGGAAAGAGGAGCUGUGCAGAGCAUCAUCAUCCCUCUCUUCCGCCGACACCACAGAAAACGACCUGUCUGUGGAGGAGGAGAGGAUCAAAACGCAGCUAGAUGCCAGUUUAUACAUCGGCCUCCGCCUCAACGCGGAUUUGCAAGCUAUUAGGAGCGAUUUAGAGCUGUCCCAGCAGAUUUACUCGGAGAGGGAAAAGGAAAUGAGGGAUUUGCUGGAGAAAGUGAACAGUUUGGACAUGGAGGAGGGGGAGGGGGAGGAGAGAUGCUGCCAUGGGGCCCACGAUAUGAAGUUGAGCACUUUGGAGAUGAAAUGCGGGUGGGUGGAGCAGGCCAGAGGUCUGUCCAAAGAUCACAGCGUGAAUGACGAGGACUCGGACACUGGGUUGAGUUCUCUGCACAGUCAGGACUCAGACAGCCUCACGGUUUGGGAAUCACUGGUUUAGGAUUUUACAUGGAAAGAAAAGAAAAGAAGAAGAAAAAGACUUUCACCGCCUCAGGGAUAAUAAAAACUCUGCAAACUCUGCAUAACCAAAAACAUCACUGUAUGCAUGAGUGAAAGUUUGUUCAUCUUUGUAUGGCUUCAUAGUAAUCCCUUUUCAUAUAUUCAUGUAUUUUCAAAACACAA
Messenger RNA from Cololabis saira (Pacific saury), 1483 nucleotides. RefSeq names its product Ras association domain family member 10b (gene rassf10b). The record is from RefSeq and is a predicted model, not a curated record. Bases 30 to 1301 code for a protein of 423 amino acids. Gene Ontology annotation, biological process: signal transduction. The transcript has a single exon. Lineage: Eukaryota; Metazoa; Chordata; Actinopteri; Beloniformes; Belonidae.